Messenger RNA from Dendronephthya gigantea, 516 nucleotides. RefSeq names its product ATP-dependent RNA helicase DBP2-like. Gene Ontology annotation, cellular component: nucleus. The record is from RefSeq and is a predicted model, not a curated record. The transcript is spliced from 4 exons. Bases 89 to 493 code for a protein of 134 amino acids. Gene Ontology annotation, molecular function: RNA binding; RNA helicase activity. Lineage: Eukaryota; Metazoa; Cnidaria; Anthozoa; Malacalcyonacea; Nephtheidae.
GGUUUUUUGCAACACAACAAAAAGCUGUGAUUGGACAUCGUAUUUUCUUGAGGAACGGGGAGUACCACAAAUACGACUGAAUGGAAACAUGACUAAAAAGGAACGAAGGUUGCAUCUUGAAAAUUUUAAAACAACAGAAACACCUAUUCUUGUGUGUACUAAUGUUGCUUCGAGAGGACUGGAUACCACUAAUGUUAAUCAUGUGAUCAACUUUGACUUUCCUGUGAGUGUAGUGGAUUAUGUGCAUCGUCUUGGGCGGACAGGAAGGCUUGGGAUGAAGUCGAACGCCUCACCAAGGGUGACCAGUUUUCUAAGCCACAAUCGAGAAAUUAUCAUCAUGGAACAGAUCAAGAAAGCAAUGCAACAUAAAUCACCUUUGGAAGAUGCUAGUCUCUGGCAGAUGAAAAGCAAUCAGAAUAACAGGAGCAAACACAGAAAUCCAAUAAAUGACCGCAAUCAACAUCAUAAAAAACAGCGAAAUAAUAUACAAUAAAAUAGAUUUAUUUUGCUAUAGUU